Synchiropus splendidus (mandarinfish) is the source of this 1710-nucleotide messenger RNA. RefSeq names its product noelin-2-like. Lineage: Eukaryota; Metazoa; Chordata; Actinopteri; Syngnathiformes; Callionymidae. The transcript has 7 exons. Gene Ontology annotation, biological process: signal transduction. The coding region runs from base 188 to 1702 and encodes 504 amino acids. The record is from RefSeq and is a predicted model, not a curated record.
AUGCGCAGCCGCGAUGACGUCGGCACCUGGAGGAGCUGAAGUCAGCGCAGAAGCAACGGAGAAGCAGCGCAGCUCACGAGCGACGUCUCCCGGCCGGACUCAGGCUCUUCGCUGGAGCGGAACACGGCGCACCUCGUGCCGGCUUCGUGCAUGAGUCUGACGCGGAGCGCGUGAGGUGCGUGGCGGCAUGACUGUUCCCAUGCUGAAGAUCGGCGCGGUGCUCAGCACCAUGGCCAUGGUCACCAACUGGAUGUCCCAGACGCUGCCCUCCCUGGCGGGUCUCAACGCAACCCUCGGGUCCCCGGACGGAACCCACCAGCGCAUCAUCAGCGGCUUGCACCCGGGAGCGGGCGAGGCGUGGCAGGUCUUCAGCUCCGACCCUGACGGCAGGUGCGUGUGCACGGUCCUGGCGCCCUCGCGGGACCUCUGCAGACGAGAGCCGCGCGGCCCACACCUGCGUCUGCUGGUGGAGCAGGUGCAGAACGUGAGUCAGUCCAUGGAGGUCGUGGACUUGAGGACAUCCAGAGACCUGCAGUACGUGAGAGACUCGGAGCCGUUACUGAGAGGAGUCGCCGGGCGAGUCCACACACUGGUGUCCAACCCUGGAGCUCUGAGCAGCCGGGGCCUGCGGGAGCUGAGGGGCCAGAUGACCCAGCUGCGCCCCCUGCUGGCUGUGGUGGCUCAGUACCGGCUGGAGCUCCGAGCCUUGGCCUCUCUGCGCCAGGAGCUGCUUCACCUGUCCGUCAGCCUGACGGCCCUCCAGGAGGAGGCGGGGCCACGUGGCGACGAGGAGGCGCUGCAGCGGCGGCUGCUGCUGCUGGAGACGCGGCUGCGCGGCUGCAUCCACCAGCUGGGCUGCGGCCGGCUGACGGCCAUCGGCGAGCCGCGCACUGUGAGGACCGCCGGCUCCCGCUUCGGCUCCUGGAUGACGGACGCCAUGAUGCCCAGCGCCGACGGCAGGGUGUGGUCCAUGGACGGCUUCUCCAAGGGUCGGCGGGUGCUGGAGUUCAGAAGCAUGGAGGACUUCUGCCGGGGGCAGAACUUCGUGCAGCACCUGCUGCCUCAGGCCUGGACGGGGACGGGCCACGUGGUCUACAACGGCUCGCUCUACUACAACAAGCACGGCAGCGACGUCCUGGUCCGGUACCACCUGCGCUCCCGCAGCCUGCUCCUGCAGCGCCGGCUGAGCGGCGCCGGCUACAACAACACCUUCCCCUACAGCUGGGGCGGCGGCUCCGACAUCGACCUGAUGGCCGACGAGCUGGGCCUCUGGGCCGUCUACACCUCCGUGGCCAACGGCGGGAACAUCCUGGUGAGGCCCGCGCCCCGCUCAGGUGAUCAGGUGCGCUCAGCGCUGCCGCCCGUCCUGCAGGUCAGCCGCCUGGACCCGCUCUCGCUGGACGUCCUGAGGAGCUGGGACACCGGCUUCCCCAAGCGCCGCGCCGGCGAGGCCUUCAUGAUCUGCGGCACGCUCUACGUCACCGACUCCCACCUGUCCGGCGCCAAGGUCCACUUCGCCUUCCACACCGACUCGUCCAGCUAUGAGUACAGCGACGUCCACUUCCACAACCAGUACGCCCACAUCAGCAUGCUGGACUACAACCCGCGCCACAGGGCGCUCUACGCCUGGAACAACGGCCACCAGGUGCUCUACGACGUCACGCUCUCCCACCAGGUCCCGGAGCCGGCGGCGCUUCAGUGAUGCGCCGA